AUGUCAGUCACUUCAAAUCUUCAAGACUACCCAGCAUUGGUAUUACACCCUUUUACUGUCUCGUACCUCAUUGAAACAUUUGGCUUUUCCAAAAAAUAUGCUUUAACCAUCUCAAAACAUAUUAAUUUUGAAACUUCAGAAAAACCUGAUUCUAUCAUCGCUUUUUUCAAGAAUCAAGGUUUCUCUGAAACCCAUAUCACUAGAAUGGUCAAGACUCAUCCAUCUAUUUUGAAUGAUGUUGGAGUGCCACUAUCCAAUAUUAUUUCGAUGUUAAGGAUUCAACCUCAGAUAUUAUUUAAAUCUCCAUCUAAGUUGAAGGAAAUUGGAGACACAAUAAAGAACAUGGGAUUCGAUCCUACGGGCAAGCGAUAUCUUUACGCUCUCUUUGUAUAUUCUUCCAUGACCAAAGCAACAUGGGACAAAAAGGUUGAUCUUUUCAAGAAGUUGGGCUGGUCCGAGGAAGAGAUUUGUAAGGCUUUUCACUUGCAACCCAUUUGUAUGAAGACCUCUGAGGAUAAGAUUACGGCAAUAAUGAGUUUUCUGGUGAACAAAAUGGGAUUUACCCCUUCAGCUAACCUGUUAUUUUGAUGUCCAGUUUGGAGAAGAAGAUUGUUCCAAGA
This is a messenger RNA of Theobroma cacao (cacao), 620 nucleotides long. The record is from RefSeq and is a predicted model, not a curated record. Lineage: Eukaryota; Viridiplantae; Streptophyta; Magnoliopsida; Malvales; Malvaceae.